Helicoverpa zea (corn earworm) is the source of this 629-nucleotide messenger RNA. Its product is annotated as 2-iminobutanoate/2-iminopropanoate deaminase-like. The record is from RefSeq and is a predicted model, not a curated record. The coding region runs from base 98 to 580 and encodes 160 amino acids. NCBI's taxonomy places the organism in Eukaryota, Metazoa, Arthropoda, Insecta, Lepidoptera, Noctuidae. The transcript has a single exon. Gene Ontology annotation, molecular function: deaminase activity. Gene Ontology annotation, cellular component: cytosol.
CUAUAAAUAAGUAAUUCCCUUGUGGCCUCCCAAACAAAUUGCUUACAAGUUCAUAUUACAAUGAUUGAAGAAGGAAAUUACUGAGAAAGAAGCUAAAAUGGAAAAUGCUAAUCCAGAAAGCGAAGCGAGUGCAAAAGCUCACAAAGUCACCAAAACAAUAGUUUCGACACCAAAUUCUUACAAACCCGUUGGGCCUUACAGUCAGGCCAUUUUAGCCGAAAAAACGCUCUACGUAUCUGGGGUUCUAGGCAUGGAUGCCCAGUCUCAGUUGGUCCCCGGUGGUGCGGAAGGCCAAGCAAGACAGGCUCUUAACAAUCUCAAACAAAUUCUCGGAGCGGGUGGCGCCACCAUAGACUCGGUAGUAAAAACUACCAUUCUACUGGCCAAAAUGGAAGACUUUCAAGCCGUGAAUCAAGUUUAUUCAGAGUUUUUCACGAAAGACUGUCCGGCCCGCGCUACUUUUCAGGUGGGUAAGCUGCCUUUAGAAGCAGCCGUGGAAAUCGAGGCGAUUGCAUUGAGUGGUGAUCUGACUAUCGCUGAAGUAGGACCCUGUCCUUGUGAGCCUUCUAAAGUAAAUUAAUACCGUCGCGGUCGGCGUCGGACAAUUUGGCUGUUGUUUUGUAAUAAAU